Molecule: messenger RNA, 1566 nt
Organism: Penicillium argentinense
Lineage: Eukaryota; Fungi; Ascomycota; Eurotiomycetes; Eurotiales; Aspergillaceae
Exons: 1
Coding region: 1-1566 (521 amino acids)
Source: RefSeq, a predicted model, not a curated record
AUGGCACCUCCGGAAAUCCAUUCAAGCUUCUCCGUCACUUCGGGCGGACUCUGCUUCGGAGACCUCACCGAAAUCUACAAAGGCGCGUCCACCACGAUCCAAAUGUUCCCUAACAUCAGACCGAAACCCAGUGGAACCGUCAAAUCGCACGAGAUCGAGUAUAACGUGGCGGCAGAGAAUGGAAUCUGGAAUGUCUAUCAGCUAAUCGACCGGGAACAAGACGACGUCUCAGGUUGGUUUGUCUGCCAUUCUACCAUCGUCGACGACCCUGGCCAGGAAAUGGACAAGAUUCUCCGAGUCUCCGGCUCCCCAUACGAAACAGAGAGUGGAAGUACGAUGAACGAUGAUAAAACAGCCGCAGAGGGUAUCUUUGUCAUCAAUCGAUAUGACUGGAUCUUGUCGAGUGGGAAUGAAACUACUAUUGACACGAGUGACGAUGUUGGAAACAAUUCUCCGUCUCAAGAAAAUUUCUCUGAACCGAACAUGUGUGAGAGCGCAGGCAUCAUCGACUACGGCCAGGCCAUAUCCCAGGUGCAUGCAUGGCGAGCACAGAGACCCCGACCAGCCAAUGACGCCGUCGUCGCCGAUAAUGGAAUCUGGAUGAUCAUUCCAGACGGCGAGUACCGUUUUGGUCGCUUUGGAUUCAAUGAUACCCGAACCGCGGCUCGGUCUUUCCUCUUCUUCACGACGAAUACGUAUUUCACGCAGACUUCGUUCCGUGGCGAAGGUCAGGAAACCUUCCGCAAGGAAGAAACCGAUCAAGAAGCCUUCGACCGUCGCCUCCGUGAGGGAUUCGACUUUUCUGGGGUUGAAGAGUUGAAUGAACGGUGCGACCCUCGUCCUGAAGAGGAGAGCGCAGGAAUUCUGCGCCUACAUCCUGUCAGACCCCCCGAGGAGGCAUGGCUAGGCCCAUACAACAGAAGAGAAUACUUAUUUCUUCCCGAGGAUUUGCAGUCUCUGCACCACCAGCCGCCGAUUUUGCAUAACCCGCCAUCGCUAGGAUUUAUGCAAAUACAUGGGCUUGGACAAGGAGUUGGUGUUGUCGAGCAGUGGGAGGAGCAGAUCUAUGAUCUUAUCAAUGAGAUGGCCCUGAGUUACCUAGAGAGGAGCGUGUUGGGAGCUCUUCGUGCCCAGUUCUCGUUGCCAGCGGAAUUGGAAUUAUCAUCUGCCACUGCAGCAGAGUCGUUCGCCGCUGCUCUGUUCCCCCAUCAUCCGGAUCGAAGGCGCAGAGGGACAAAUGAUUUUAUGCUCUAUGAAUACUUCCUACAUGCGUCUCCGAUAGAUGGGUUUGAGGUUGCGGUGGUGAUGGAAAGGAUAGUGGCAUUUUUCAAUUCGCGGUUGGGAGCGGAUGAAAACAAGGUGGGAGAAAGGGAGAAGGAGAUGAUGGAGAGAUUAGCCAAUGUGAUGACCCUCUUGGUGAUAUUCCUGCUGGAUUUCUCCGUUUUGUGUGCCCAGGACUGUCAUCGAAGCGCGAUUGUGCCAUCGGAUGUUCGGGUCACGGUGUCAGCUGUCGAUGUUGGAAUGUUUAAAAAGUUCCAGUACUCGAAGGUGUUCUGGAGGGGUUAA